This is a messenger RNA of Episyrphus balteatus (marmalade hoverfly), 1087 nucleotides long. RefSeq names its product enhancer of split M2 protein (gene E(spl)m2-BFM). Gene Ontology annotation, biological process: Notch signaling pathway; sensory organ development. Bases 231 to 902 code for a protein of 223 amino acids. NCBI's taxonomy places the organism in Eukaryota, Metazoa, Arthropoda, Insecta, Diptera, Syrphidae. The transcript has a single exon. The record is from RefSeq and is a predicted model, not a curated record.
CUACCUGCCUUCUUUUGCUUGUUUGUUAGGUCUUCCGGCCAAAGCAAAACACGUUCGGUUAUAAAACUGUGCACCAAGAAAGUAACAGCAUCAGAUUGAAUCUAUACCUCGACCAAGUAACAUCGCCAAGUUCUGUUGUUUUCAAAAAUUUUUACUACUCGUGAAUCGCGUAAUAUACGAAGACUUAAGACUUUUUCGAUUGAAUAUUACAAAUUAAAAUAAUAAUAAAGAUGUUUACUGACGUUAAAAACCUUGCCCCCAACCAAGUUUUGGAUAUGUCAACUAUGGCGCCAAAUCGCAAAGCUAAAGGAAAAUUCCAUAAGCUCUUCAAACCACUCCUACGCAUGUUGCGUACUGCAAAAAAGAACACAAACAGCAACACCGGAUCUAUCGCCCACCCAAACAAUGUUAAUUUGAAUAACACCUCCUCCGACUUGAUUUACAUCACGCCUACAAUUGUGGAGGCAUUGGGUCAAACUGCUGCCACAGCUUCCUACGAAGAUUACGCCGCUGUCAUUCGCAAGGUUGCCAAAGACGAAGAAUUUCUACAGACAUACUUUGCAGAGGAUCCCUUCAGUGAUGCCACUCCAUAUGCUUUAGAUUGCAGUGUUGCCAAAUCACAACCAGCUACAGCUUGUUCCUGUUCGCAUGGCUACAAUUGUCAACAAUAUCAUGGAGAAUUUAAAAAAUACAAUGACUACUGUCAGAUGAUACCUGUAACUAAGGAAAUAGCUGUUGAUGAUAGUUUUGUACCAGUUCACUAUAUUCGUACAGAAAAUGGAACAUUCUUUUGGACAGCCGAACAUACCAAAUUGGAUGAGGAUUUGAUGGAACCAUUGAAUUGUAAUUCUCAUCUUCAGCCUGCUCAAGGACAAUGGGAUAAUCGAACUUUAUUAUAUUAGUUUGGAUUGUUCGUUACUGUCUUUAUGGCACACUAUCCAGUUUCUCAGGGAUCUCAUUAGUUAUUUUUUUUUUUUAAAUGAUUGAUUGUUUUGCAAUAAUGUUUGUGAUAUUUUUUUUUUUUUUUUUACCUUUUUAUUAAUGUUUAAGAAUAAGAAGCUUUUAAGCUAAAAGUUCAAAUUGUUAU